CGCAUCGUCUGCUAGCUGCAGUCGUCGCACCAGCUCGGGCCCACCAGAACCCUUCCACUCGCCCGGACAAAUAAUUCCCUCAAAAUUUGUCCAUUUCUGGAGCAGAAUUUUCCCAAUUCUUUCUCCGAGGGUCGAAGGAGUUUUGCUGGGGACUGGUUUCAAGCAGACGCCGAGCUUUUUCCAUGUUGUGGAGAGUUUUGUGACGGUUACAUGUAGGCCGAGUGAGAAAUUUCUCAGGUGGACGUUUGGGGGAAUUUUGGCGUGCAGAACGGCAAAUGAGGGCAUGAGGCUGGACGUUUUUGCAGCACUAGGCCGCACUUUAGGCGGCCAAAACUCUGCACCUAGGACCCUCACAUCAACAAUGUGGAGAUGGGGAGUCGUCGCAGUUCUACUUCUAGCAUUUGUUGGAUCAAGUAUAGCACAGAAAGCCGACUGUGGAGCAACAUGUAAAGCCUGCAACUGUAAGGGUAGACAAGGACAGAGGGGAACUCCCGGACAAAUAGGACCGGAAGGAGACAGGGGAGCUAGAGGGAUCCUAGGUUAUCAGGGUGUUCAAGGGCCCAAAGGUGAUAUAGGUGAUCCUGGGGCAGCAGGGCCUAGAGGUCAGAAGGGUGACCGGGGAAUGACGGGCGUACCGGGGUUUCCAGGUUUAAACGGCUACACAGGUCUGCCUGGACCCAAAGGUCCGUACGGGAACCCGGGUGUCGCAGGAUGCAAUGGCCCUAAGGGAGAAGAUGGAAUUCCAGGAAUUGGUGGCUACGGACCUAGAGGUCCACCGGGUUUCAACGGUCCCAAAGGAAGCAAGGGUGAGCCAGCCCCUUACACCCCGGCCAUACAAGGCAGGCGGGGUGACCCUGGGUUUGACGGGCCAGAUGGUAACCCGGGGCAACAAGGCCGCAAUGGAUACCCAGGCCAGCAGGGUGAUCGUGGUUUUAAGGGUUUCCAGGGUUCACGUGGUUUUGAUGGAUACCAAGGUCCCCCUGGAGCAAACUCACCAGGUUAUAAGGGUCCUAAAGGAGAACCAGGUGCACAAGGCCCCAAGGGAAGAUCAGCUUCUCCGUUCAGUAAUCCACCGAACAUCAAAGGUUCCCCCGGAACCAAAGGCGACAGAGGUGAAACAGGAGCAAAGGGUGAUGUUGGCAUGUUUGGCAUGCAGGGUCCAAAGGGAGACCCUGGGCCCAAGGGCGGGAAAGGUUUCCUUGGCAUGAAAGGAGAAAAGGGAGUCCUGGGCAUAGCUGGGCCAAGGGGGCCUGUUGGAUAUACAGGUCUGCCUGGGGCCCCAGGAUUCAUUGGCGACCGAGGAUUUGAUGGCACUAGGGGUCAGGACGGAGUACCGGGAUACCAGGGAUUCCGUGGAGACGUUGGAGACGAUGGACCAAUCGGAUUCAAGGGAGAUGCAGGAAUUCCAGGGGAAAUCGGUGACGGACCAGUAGGACCCCCAGGUCCCGACGGAGACCCAGGCCUACAGGGUCAUCCCGGAGCCCGCGGCGCCGUGGGUGAUCCGGGAGAGGAAGGCUUGCCCGGAAGACUUGGUGAGAUAGGUGGCCCAGGACCGGUAGGACGGCCGGGACUCAGCCGCGAUGGCCAGCAGGGAGAUCGAGGCGUGGGAGGAAUCCCAGGGAAACAAGGCUUCCAAGGCAGCCCCGGAGAGCAAGGACAAAAGGGUCAACCGGGAGACAAGGGUGCUCCGGGAUUCCCCAGGGCGGGCCCGGUCGGCAUGGACGGAGCGUUUGGUCGAGUAGGAGAACGAGGGCGUAAGGGCGUCGUCGGAGCUCAAGGCCGACCGGGUCCGCCGGGGCUCACGCCUCUUGGAGAGGAGAUCGUGGGUCCAAUCGGUGAAACGGGACCCAGAGGCCCUAAGGGCGUAGUGGGUGCUAGUGGCCCUCAGGGUCCAUCUGGAGGCAAAGGAUUCCCAGGUCGCCCGGCGGGGCCCUGCCCACGGUGCCCCCAGGGUCUCAAGGGGCAACCCGGUGACAUUGGAUUCCCCGGUACGGACGGACGGUUUGGGCCAGAUGGUGAACGAGGCCCUACCGGAGAAAAAGGUGCCAAUGGUGAACCAGGCUACUUAGGAAGGCAGGGACAACCAGGAUUCCCGGGAUUGAGGGGACCAAGAGGAUUAAAGGGAGACACGGGCGACAGAGGCACACCAGGCCGUUCUAUACCCGUCAGAGGUUAUAAAGGCGAGAGGGGUGAGCAGGGACUGAAAGGACAGAUCGGAGAGCCCGGAACUCAAGGAAUACAGAGCCCAUUUGAUCUGAACCAGUUCCGGAACAUGACACAGAAGGGUGAAAUGGGAGAGAAAGGCCGUAAAGGAGGCCGCGGAACCGACGGUGCCCCCGGACCUGCCGGUGAAGACGGCGUCGACGGGGAGAGACUUGACGGGCCAAGGGGUCCUAAAGGUGUCAUGGGUGAAGACGGUCGCUUUGGAUUCCUGGGUCCUAAGGGACAAAAGGGAGAACCCGCGGAGAGAGUAGAUAUCGAAGAACCCAUCCCAGGCCCUCGGGGUGAACCAGGACCACAGGGUGCAAAGGGAGGGAGAGGCCCUGCCGGUUUCCAGGGACAGAUUGGUUUCCCAGGCCCCUUCGGUGAUAUGGGCAUCAGAGGAACGAAGGGUGGCUCCGGCUUCCCUGGUGUUCCGUCAUUUCCCGGACCAAAAGGCUUCCCCGGACCGCGUGGCGACAAGGGUUUAGUGGGGAUCCAGGGCGAGAUUGGACGGCAGGGCAGGCAGGGCGAACCUGGUAAUCCGGGCUUCCCCGGACGGGACGGCAUGCGAGGGGACCGCGGGGAAGACGGACAGUCGGGCUCCGUCGGACCGACGGGCUUCCCUGGCGACGAAGGGCCCCAGGGUAUCAAGGGAACGAACGGAUUCAACGGCCUGCCAGGCCAGUCCGGUUUUCCAGGAUUCCAAGGUAUGAAUGGUGAGCGAGGGGACCCAGGUCCCUUUGGACCUCAGGGCGAGCGAGGCUUAAAGGGAGCCACCGGCAUCGGCUUCCCUGGCAGGCAGGGCUCGCCCGGAAGAGACGGACCCCGUGGACCGCAAGGUCCUACAGGCGCGGAGGGUCCCCCGGGUGACAGGGGAGUCUUUGGUGGCAUCGGAAGCACCGGUGACAACGGCGAAGACGGGUUCCCUGGCGAGCGAGGUCAGCAGGGUGAGCGCGGUGAGAAGGGCUUCCCCGGCCGUGCUGGCAGGCCCGGUCUGUUCGGCGCUCGUGGUGAGUUUGGAGAUCCGGGUUUGGACGGUCUCCCUGGAAACCCAGGCCAGAAAGGCAACGCGGGAUUCCCCGGUUUCUCCGGCCGACCCGGUGAGCCCGGACCCCAGGGUCUGCCCGGCAAAGACGGGCUGCCUGGGUUAAUAGGCGAGACUGGAGAUCCAGGACGUACUGGCCAAGUUGGGCUCUUUGGUGAUUUUGGAGAGCCAGGGGACAUUGGUGAGCCGGGAGAGGACGGUGCCGACGGACUGAUAGGACCGCUGGGCCAGGACGGCCGACCAGGAUCGCCAGGCUUUCCGGGCCCCAUUGGGAACCGAGGUUUCUCAGGAAUCACGGGCAUGGUCGGUGACAAGGGCGGAGUGGGCGAGCAGGGUCGGCCGGGUAAUCUCGGUCUCGAUGGUCUGACGGGUGAGAAAGGUUACCGUGGUCUGAGAGGAUUCCGUGGUGUCACUGGAUUUGAGGGUGACCUAGGCUUGAUUGGACGGCCUGGCCCACGCGGUCCGCAAGGGCCCGCUGGACAGAAAGGAGAUUCCGGGGUCCCAGGUACUCCCGGUUUGUUUGGCGAAGUGGGUCCCCCUGGUGAUCCGGGCUCCCGGGGGUCAAAGGGCAUCAAGGGAUCGUCGUUCAAUCCCAAUGAUAUUAAGGAACCGGGCACCGGUGAGAAGGGGGCCAAGGGAGAAAAGGGAGACCAAGGAAGUCGCGGACUCAAUGGACUAAGAGGAACAGUAGGCGACCGAGGACCAAGCGGGGAACCGGGCAACCAAGGCUACGAUGGGUACGAUGGCUUCGAUGGAAUCGCUGGUAUGAGGGGUGAUCCUGGUCUGCCAGGGUUGUUUGGUGUCGAAGGUCUUCCAGGAAUGCCCGGCGAGGACGGAAAUCCUGGCAUCAAAGGACGGCAGGGAUUACCGGGUCCGCAAGGCCCCAAAGGAGUGAUUGGUUUCUCAGGAUUCUCUGGGUUUCCGGGAUCGGCGGGUACUGACGGGCGCCCAGGAGAAAGAGGUCCACGUGGCAACAAAGGUUUCCCCGGCUUGCCCGGCGUUCCAGGCUUUCCCGUCUUCAUCGCCCCAGCAGGAGAACCUGGAGAAGAUGGUCCCCGAGGCCCAGACGGUCCCAAAGGCUUCGUCGGUCAACCGGGCCAGCCAGGUUUCCCAGGGUUCAGCGGUCUCAAGGGACCCAAGGGAGAGCCUGGACUAACCGGCCUGGGCAGUCCGCCCGUACUCGGCCCGCCUGGAGCCAAAGGAAUCCAAGGACCAACGGGUGUUCCAGGACUCAAGGGCAGAGUUGGAGAUAUUGGAUUCCCAGGUCCAGUUGGAGAGCUUGGUCCCUUUGGUUUGAAGGGCUACCCAGGCUACCCAGGAAGGCAGGGCAGGCCAGGUCUGCCUGGAUUCAAUGGCCCCAAAGGUCAGCCUGGUGAUCAACCAGACGCCCAGAAAGGGGUCAAAGGUGACAGUGGUGACCCAGGACCCUUUGGUAUCCGUGGACGACCUGGAAGGCCUGGCUUCGCCGGAGUGGAUGGAUCCGUCGGUUUAAAAGGCAUGAAGGGGGAUUUCGGUGAUCCUGGUGAGCCUGGUAGCAUAGGGCCCAAGGGUCAGUUCGGGCCGCAGGGCCUGCGAGGUGACUUCGGCGACCCGGGACCACAAGGCUUCAAGGGCGGUAAGGGUGUGGGUGGUGAGGAGGGUUCGCCAGGGCCACCGCCGCGACCCCAGGGCUUCAUCGUGGUGAAGCACAGCCAGUCCAGGAACAUCCCGCGGUGCGACGUGGGCAUGACCCAGCUUUGGACAGGCUACAGCCUGCUGUAUACUGAAGGCAAUGAGAAAGCGCAGCAUCAGGAUCUUGGUCUGGCUGGCUCCUGCCUGCCCAGAUUCAGCACAAUGCCCUACGUCUUCUGCAACUUCAACGAGAUCUGCAACUUUGCCCAGCGUAACGACAAGUCCUACUGGCUGGCCACGUCCGAGGCCAUCCCCAUGAUGCCCGUGGAAGGCAACGGCAUCAGGCCGUACAUCAGCCGCUGUGCUGUCUGCGAGACCCCCACGCAGGUCAUCGCUGUGCACAGCCAGGACACCACGCUGCCCGACUGCCCGCGCAACUGGCGCUCACUGUGGAUCGGGUUCAGCUUCGCUAUGUACACAUCGGCCGGUGCGGACGGAGGUGGCUCCGCCCUGGCUAGCCCCGGCUCCUGCCUGGAAGACUUCCGGGCCACGCCCUUCAUCGAGUGCAACGGGCGGGGUCGCUGCUUCUUCUACCGCAACACCUACAGCUUCUGGCUGACCACGGUGGACGCCGAUGCCAUGUUCAGACCGCAGGAGUCGCAGACGCUUAAGGCCGGCUCGCUCCGCUCCCGUGUCAGUCGCUGUCAAGUCUGCCAAAAGAUCCUCUAGAUAAUAUUUUUUUCCCUUUUUUUUUUUAAUAUCUAUAAGUUUUAGCUUUUUCCAAUUUCAAAGAAGAGAUAGAACCCUUCGAACAACAGUCUCAGUUUUGUUUUAAAAAAUGUGUAUUUUAUUGACUCGUUGCAAAUUACGGUCUGCCAAUUCCCACAAAUUUGAAGACAAUUUAUUUUUAGGUAAUAAGAAGAAUCUGCUUUAAAUGUAUAAUAUUCUUAAUCUGUUUGGCCCAACUAAUUUGUUUUUAGUAUUAAAGAGAAAUGCCUCAUUGUUUUUAAGACAAAAAUGUAAAAUAUAAACCUUCCUUUCUGAUAUGAAUUUAGCAUCAAAGCCAAUGUGGUCACAGGUACCACUACAAGUGGUAUAUUACUCCAAAUGUUACAUAUUUCAUGAACAUUUACGUCAAGAAGCCAAUUUAAUGAAUGACAAGGAAGAGGCUUAUCUUGUUUUUAUUGUUCCCUGAAUUAAAUCAAAAUGAACAAAGACAAAAUUUUUCCGACUUCUUAAAAAUUCAACAAGAUGACUUUCAUUCAUGAUGGUGCUAGCCGAUUUGUUUUAGAUGUAAAUGCAUGUUUUGUAUAAUAUAUAUUUGUGGGGUGUUUUCUUUUCUCAGAUAAUAAAUUUGUAAACAAUCAACUCAUUUGUAAUCAUGGUGCUUUUUUGUAUCUAGUGUUUUUAUUUUUUAAAUUGUCUCACACUGGUUAGUUUUAGAUUUGUUUAUAGACACACACUUAAUUAGAUGAGAUUUCUAGAUACGAAAUAUGCUGCAGUUGUUUUGUGAUUUCAGUACAAAACUCCCAUGGUAAUUUUAUGUGGUUGUAAAGAUGUUAGCUAACAAUCAUUAUAUCAACAACUGUCAUUACUGACCCAGAAUAUUAUAUUCUAGAAUAUUUUCUUCUUUCAAAACUUUGAAUGAAUCAUGGCUUA
Molecule: messenger RNA, 6517 nt
Organism: Patiria miniata (bat star)
Lineage: Eukaryota; Metazoa; Echinodermata; Asteroidea; Valvatida; Asterinidae
Product: collagen alpha-2(IV) chain-like
Exons: 41
Coding region: 284-5587 (1767 amino acids)
Cellular component (GO): collagen type IX trimer
Molecular function (GO): extracellular matrix structural constituent
Source: RefSeq, a predicted model, not a curated record